Molecule: messenger RNA, 5844 nt
Organism: Lytechinus pictus (painted urchin)
Lineage: Eukaryota; Metazoa; Echinodermata; Echinoidea; Temnopleuroida; Toxopneustidae
Product: general transcription factor 3C polypeptide 5-like
Exons: 4
Coding region: 469-1257 (262 amino acids)
Biological process (GO): transcription initiation at RNA polymerase III promoter
Cellular component (GO): transcription factor TFIIIC complex
Molecular function (GO): RNA polymerase III type 2 promoter sequence-specific DNA binding; RNA polymerase III type 1 promoter sequence-specific DNA binding
Source: RefSeq, a predicted model, not a curated record
CCAUACAGCUAUGAAAUCAUGAUUACACUGCAAAAUUUGAACAAAUUUAGGAGAUGACACACUAAAAACUUGGCAAACAUACAUUUUUGAAUAGUUUUAUGUCAUUUCCUGUAUGUUUGUUUUAUAAACAUGCAUAUUUUUGGCCACUUGCCGUUCCAUAAGUCAAAUAUUGGCCUAAAAGUCAAAGCAAUUUUUCAGACCAGAUUAAUGCGAAACAUAUCUCUAUCAAGUCAAAUUACUAAAUAAGUCAAACAAAUUGCUGUGUUCGCAAUAGAUUUGAAUGUAAUUGUGUCUAAUCUCAAUUUUAUUUUGCCCAUUCCUUCAUUUCAGCUCUUUGAAAAGCGCCCCCUCUGGUCACGUAAUGCACUGAGAUGUAACACUGAGGUCUCAUCCAUCCUUAUCAAGGGUAUCUUAUGUGUGGUGGCUUACUAUUUCCAACAAGGACCUUGGAGAGGGCUUUGGUGUCGUAUGGGGUACGACCCCAGGGAACAUCCGGAGUCUAAAAAUUACCAGCUACUCGAUUUCAGGAUAAGAAAAGAACUCACAGACAAGAGUGUGAAGUUGAUGCUGAAGAAGAAGCGGAUGAUAUUAUACCCUCACCAAACCUUGAAAAAUAAACGGGUUAUACCAGCACCCCUACUCUCCGGCAGUGCUGAACCAGAGGGAAGUAACAGGGAAUCCUUUGAUUCCUACUACAUCAUGAGGCGUGGUAUCCUACCAGCAUACCAUCAGAUGUUCUACCAGCUGUGUGAUCUCGAGGACCCAGAGCUCCAGACGAUCAUCAACAACCCGCAAUGGCACAAGACCAAGCCAAACAUGAAGAGCGGCUUCUUCGAGGCGGAGAUGUUCCGCCGUCUCCGGGAUUGUCUCACUCAGAUGAUCAAGGAUACAGUGCUUGAAGUCAACGCAAGUAAAUCGUUACAAGAUGAUUCUAGCCAGGGCUCCACACCUUCAACGUCAGCAUCCACUCCUGAGAUGCCAGAAAGAGGAGAGAAGGAUGAUGAAGAGGGGCCUGCAGCGGGGGAAGACGAGGAAGAUGAUGGAGAAGAUGAGGACGGGUUGGAUGAUGGAGGAAUAGGUGAUGAUGAUGCAGAAGAGAUGGAGGACAAGAACAUCCUGUGUGACGAAGCCGAUGGAGCAGAGGACGCAACAGGGAUAGAGAAAGACGACAAGGAAGUCGCUGAGGAAGUUGACAGUGAGAAUGAAAUGGCAAUGGAGAUGUUAGAAUUUUUGGAUCCCAGUAUGUUACCAAGCUGAUAAAGACUGACGAUAGGCGAAGGGUCAGGAGGAAGGAUGUUUACAUUGUUAACGUCUGAAAAGCCACCAAUGUGAAGGUUGUGAUGAGGAGAUGGGUGGUGAGAAUAAAUGGCCAUGGAAAUGUUUGAAUACUAGUAUACGGAUAGCAGUGUGCUACCAAGUUGGUAAAGACUGGUGAUAGGCAAAAGGUUAGGAGGAAUGAUGUAUACGUUAACAUCUAAAAAAACACCAAUGUGAAGGUCAUGAGAAAGGUGAUGAGUAAAAAUAGCCAUGGAAAUUUAUUUUGGAAUUCAUGGAUAAUAUAAUACCCAACAGAUUAUGAGGACCAAAAGACGUUAAAAGAUGGGAGUCACUGCUACCCUGUUUGGCAUACAACAAUUCAAGGGGUAGAGCUUCGUAGAUCUGGCACUGCAGAGUGGCUGCCGGGCCCACAAUCAACUGGGCAAAAAGAAUUUUCAGAGUAUUUUUAUUUCAGAUUUCAUUUCGAACAUUAAAAUAUGGAUUUAAAAAUAAAAUCCCCAUCAACCUAAAAAAACAUGAGUAUGGAUGUUAGGAGGAAGAGAGGUAUGGUGAAAACGAAAUGGCCAAGGAUGAUGGAAAUGUUAGAAUUCACCAAGUGCAGUAAGCUAGCCAGCUGAUAAAGACUGAUGAAAAGCAAAAAAUUCUGAGAGAGGUUUGAGAGUUGAAAACAUCAAAAAAUCUGAACCUCAUGAUUUGGGGAGGUAAAAACAAAAUGGCCAUGGAGAUGUUGGAAUUCAUCAACAUCAACAUGCUAUUUUGCGUAUGGAUACUAAUGCUAGGUUAGAAAUUAGGAAAAGCGAUGUAUUCAUUGAGCUGUGUUGCAAGAAUGGCGGUGGGAUAAAAAGUCCUUGGAAAUGUUGUGAUUCAUCUAUAGUGGUAUACAUGAGUCUGUGGAUGUUGACCUUUCAUGAGUUGAAUAAUCAUUUUUCCAGGAAGAAUUACAUGUAUGUAAAGCAUGUAUAUCUGACAUCUUUUAAAUGGGAUUUUGUCAAAGUCAAACAGAUUUUUGUUCCAAGAGAUAUGACUUAUGUAGUUUUUAGUGUACUACCUAUAGCUCAUAAAUUUGAUGGGCCAGGAGGUGCGAUUGCUCAGUUGGUAGAGUGGGGGUAUCGGAUUCCGGUGACCCAGGUUUGAUUCCCACUUGGUGCGCUACUCGCUAGUGCCCUUUGGCAAGUCAUUUAUCCUAAUUGCCAGGUCCCCCGGAGAGGACUUUUUGCCGCAAGUCCUCUGGUUGCUUGCUUACAAGCAUUCCUACUUUCAUAGCAAUCAGGGAAAAAAAUCACCACCAAUCAAUCAAUGAAUUAAUAGAAAGGACUGUUUUCAUCAAGAUGUUAGAAUUGUGAUGCCAACAUUGUAAAGUCAUUGCAAGGUGUUUUUGUUAUAUGUUUUAGAAAUAAUCAAAUUCAAGGUCUGAUUGGUAAUGAGAGCUGAACAAAAAGUCCUAAGUUCAUAGGCCUGAAAUUAUGAGGAAAAAAGAUUGAUAAGGUGCUGAAGAGCUAGUGAAUAUUUGGGUACUGGCACAGGGGCUAGGGGCCAUUUUGCCCCCGAAAUGCUCAAGAAUAGCCCUGGAAACUUCAAUAAUGAGACUAGGAAAAUCCCCAUCCAAUGUUUUCAGAUUUAGGCAGUAAUUUGUGAAAAGUAGCCCUCAAAAAUAUAUGCAUGUAUUUUUUUUUGCCUGGUAUAUGGUGUUGCAUUUGAAAAUGAUCAAAAUCACAAUGAUGUAUGUUGUGGAAUGUUGACCCUAUAUUUACAGAAAAUGGAGCACCUAAAAAAUAUAACUAACGAAGGGUCAGUGUUAAGAUAUAAUAUAUUGGUAGAUAUCAUUUCUAUCAUUGGUUCAUAUUUUCACAUUUGAAACAUACUUCCCAUAAAAAUGAGACAUAUGUGUAUAAAUUGAUCUUCUGAAACUAUAACUCACAUGUUUUCACCGCUUUUGACAAAUACAAAAAUCUAAAGGAAAUCUGAAUGACUAUUACGAAGAACUGGAAGUUAAACAGAAUGGUAUUCUUAUAUUAAAUUAAAAAUACAUCCUAUUUGUAACAACUUUUGUCAUGUAUAAUUGCAAAUGUCUCACACAAUGCUGAAAUGGAAUAGAAAUUAAACCAUGAUUAUGCCACAAUAAAGUUGUAAUAUUAGAAUCCAAAUUGAUCGUUUGUCUAUACAGUAUGUACAUGGUAUUAAAGCUUAUACUGGAUGCUUGUUUGAUUCUCAAAAAAAAUGAAAAAGAAGCAAUUUCACAUAUGUGGUCAUGUAUGAUGUAAUAUAUGGUCAGGGUUUAUAUAAACCCAUUUUAUCUACUCUCAGUUUGAUAUAAUUGUUGUUUGGUCUGCACUAAACUUGGUCUAAUACAAAAUUUGUCAAAUUCUCAGUCUAACACUCAGUUGGAUAUUAUUUCCACUUCUGCUUAUUGCUUUUUUUUUUCAUUUGUCAAAUGAAAAUUUGGAUACGAAGUAAUUCAUCUGAGACUAAAAGUGGUGUCAAACCAAGUAGGUAGAUUUUAGAUGCAAUGGGUAUGAAAGCUUAACUGAAAAUUAGACAUUACUGGUCAAUGGAUUAAAUGUCAAUUAGAUCAAAUGGUUAAUACACGUAGACAUGGCCUUGGGAAGAGGGGGUGCCCAAAAUUUUUUCUUGGGGGUGCUGCAUGUAUUAUUUUCCAUAGACAGCACCCCCAGGAAUUCUGGAUAGGUUUUACAAAAUGGAAGAAUGUAAGCAAAAAGACCUAUAUUUUGUAGUGAAUCCCCGACCCUUUUUUUUAUGUUGUUGCUUGCUUGUCCAAUUGUUUUUCAUUUUUCAGUGAUACUUUCUCUUUUUUCUUUUUUGUUUUGCUUUUCAAAUUUACUUCAGCACCUCCAGUAAAAAAAAAAAAAAGGGUUCCCAGGGCCCUGCAUGUAGACAAACUGGUCAUAGAUGAACUAGGAUUGUAUCAUGUGAGGUGAGACCCAAAUAAAAUUAGAUGAAUCGGGUUUAGACCAAUCAGGGCCCUGCAUGUAGACAAACUGGUCAUAGAUGAACUAGGAUUGUAUCAUGUGAGGUGAGACCCAAAUAAAAUUAGAUGAAUCGGGUUUAGACCAAUCAGGGCCCUGCAUGUAGACAAACUGGUCAUAGAUGAACUAGGAUUGUAUCAUGUGAGGUGAGACCCAAAUAAAAUUAGAUGAAUCGGGUUUAGACCAAUCAGGGCCCUGCAUGUAGACAAAGUGGUCAUAGAUGAACUAGGAUUGUAUCAUGUGAGGUGAGACCCAAAUGAAAUUAGAGGAAUCGGGUUUAGACCAAUCAGGGCCCUGCAUGUAGACAAACUGGUCAUAGAUGAACUAGGAUUGUAUCAUGUGAGGUGAGACCCAAAUAAAAUUAGAUGAAUCAGGUUUAGACCAAUCAGGGCCCUGCAUGUAGACAAACUGGUCAUAGAUGAACUAGGAUUGUAUCAUGUGAGGUGAGACCCAAAUGAAAUUAGAUGAAUCGGGUUUAGACCAAUCAGGGCCCUGCAUGUAGACAAACUGGUCAUAGAUGAACUAGGAUUGUAUCAUGUGAGGUGAGACCCAAAUGAAAUUAGAUGAAUCGGGUUUAGACCAAUCAGGACCCUGCAUGUAGACAAACUGGUCAUAGAUGAACUAGGAUUGUAUCAUGUGAGGUGAGACCCAAAUAAAAUUAGAUGAAUCGGGUUUAGACCAAUCAGGGCCCUGCAUGUAGACAAACUGGUCAUAGAUGAACUAGGAUUGUAUCAUGUGAGGUGAGACCCAAAUGAAAUUAGAUGAAUCGGGUUUAGACCAAUCAGGGCCCUGCAUGUAGACAAACUGGUCAUAGAUGAACUAGGAUUGUAUCAUGUGAGGUGAGACCCAAAUAAAAUUAGAUGAAUCGGGUUUAGACCAAUCAGGGCCCUGCAUGUAGACAAACUGGUCAUAGACGAACUAGGAUUGUAUCAUGUGAGGUGAGACCCAAAUGAAAUUAGAGGAAUCAGGUUUAGACCAAUCAAGGCCCUGUCUUACAAAGACUUGCAAUUUAUCCAAUCAACCAGAACUAUGGAAAGCCAACAACAUCAACAUCUAAAAGGCAUGUUUGUUAAUAAUAUAGAUGUGAUGUAUUAUCAUACACUCAUUGUUUUCUUGAAAAUUCAGUGUGCUCCUUGUUUACCAAGGAUAUUGUGCAAAUUUCCUGAUCAAAAUUUUGAUGUUGAUUGAUUUCCAUAUACUAGAGGUUGAUCGGAUCAAUCGGAAUUCUUUGUAAGAAUUGUAAGUUAACCUUGAAAAUGUACUAUUCAAUAUUUAUAAAUGUUGGGGUAUCAACCAGAUCAUAAAGAAACAAGGUAACAUUAGUGAUGCUAAUUGACCAUAACAGGAAGUCCUUAAAUGUGAAAACAUUUAUUGAUAUUGAUAAAUUCAUUAUGAAUUAUUAUUUAUCCAUGAUGAAUUUUAGGUAAUUAAUUUACCUGUUACUUUUGAUUUCUUAGGUAAAUAAAAAAUGGAUUCUGUACAUGCUUUUUUUUCUACAUGCAUACAUGUACAUGUAGAUGCAAUUUGUGAUGUUUUCUGUUCUUGAAAUGCUGAAUAAAACUCAUGAAUUGGAGAAAAGAAA